Messenger RNA from Gracilinanus agilis (Agile Gracile Mouse Opossum), 1110 nucleotides. It is a transcript of the gene CCN4, whose product is annotated as cellular communication network factor 4. The transcript has 5 exons. The coding region runs from base 1 to 1110 and encodes 369 amino acids. Gene Ontology annotation, biological process: cell adhesion; signal transduction. Gene Ontology annotation, molecular function: heparin binding; integrin binding. Lineage: Eukaryota; Metazoa; Chordata; Mammalia; Didelphimorphia; Didelphidae. Gene Ontology annotation, cellular component: extracellular region; extracellular matrix. The record is from RefSeq and is a predicted model, not a curated record.
AUGGACACCCCGAAGCCCCAAGAAACAGAACGGAGAUAUAGACUCAGACAGGACUUCCAGACCCGCACUGUCCCAUCAGCCUUGAUCCAAACUUCCACUGUCAUGCCCCCAACUUCAAUCCCUGCGGAGGACACCUCAUCACGCCCUCAGUUCUGUAAGUGGCCAUGUGAGUGCCCCCCAACCCCACCCCGAUGCCCUCCUGGCAUCAGCCUGAUCACUGAUGGCUGUGAGUGCUGCAAGGUGUGUGCCCAGCAGCUCGGGGACAACUGCACAGAGGCGGCCACUUGUGACCCUCACCGGGGCUUGUACUGUGACUACAGUGGGGAUGGCCCGAGGUACGCAAUAGGAGUGUGUGCACAAAUGGUUGGUGUAGGCUGUGUCCUAGAUGGGGUGAGGUACAGGAAUGGCCAAUCCUUCCAGCCCAACUGCAAGUUCAACUGUACUUGCAUCAAUGGGGCUGUGGGCUGCAUCCCACUCUGCACCAACUCUCGUCCACCACGUCUCUGGUGCCCCAACCCUAAGAAGAUUAAGAUGGCGGGUCGAUGCUGUGAGCAAUGGAUCUGUGAUGAUUCCAGGAAACCUCGGAAGACUUUGCCACGACAUAUCUCUCCUGCAGCUUCUGAAGGAGACACUGAGUCAUGGCAGAAGAAUUGUAUUGUGCACACAUCUUCAUGGAGCCCCUGCUCUAGAAGUUGUGGGAUGGGAAUCUCUACCAGAAUCUCCAACAACAAUGCUCAAUGCCAACUGUCAAAGGAGAGCCGCCUGUGCAACCUGAGACCCUGUGAGGUGGAUAUCACCCAGCACAUCAAGCCAGGGAAGAAAUGUUUGGCUGUGUAUCAAGCAGAGCUUCCAAUGAACUUAACCAUCUCUGGCUGUGUGAGCACCAACAGCUACAGACCCAAGUACUGUGGAAUCUGCACAGAUAAUAGGUGCUGCACCCCAUACAAGUCCAAGACCAUUGUUGUGAAUUUCCAGUGUCCUGAUGGUCCAGGCUUCUCCUGGAAACUUAUGUGGAUCAAUGCGUGCUUUUGCAACCUGAGCUGUAGGAACCCCAAUGACAUCUUUGCAGACCUAGAACAAUACCAUGAUUAUGCAGAAAUAGCCAACUAG